This is a messenger RNA of Populus nigra (black poplar), 591 nucleotides long. RefSeq lists its product as uncharacterized. Bases 1 to 591 code for a protein of 196 amino acids. The transcript has 3 exons. Lineage: Eukaryota; Viridiplantae; Streptophyta; Magnoliopsida; Malpighiales; Salicaceae. Gene Ontology annotation, molecular function: fatty acid binding. The record is from RefSeq and is a predicted model, not a curated record. Gene Ontology annotation, biological process: systemic acquired resistance.
AUGGUGAAGCUUUGUGGUGUCAAGGUUCUGCCAUUCCUGGUACUUGUGCUGAUGUUGACAGUAUUGGUGGAGCAAGGCCAAGCACAUCCUUGUGGUAGCACUUUCUUCUCUGCACUCAUUCAAAUGAUACCUUGCAGGGCAGCAGUUGCUCCUUUUAGUCCUAUCCAACCAAGUGAGCUCUGCUGCAGUGCUGUGAAAGCUCUCGGCCAGCCUUGCUUGUGUACUCUUGUCAAUGGCCCUCCAAUUUCUGGUGUUGACAGGAACAUGGCCUUGCAGCUUCCUGACAAGUGUUCAGCCAACUUUGAACCAUGUAACUCUCUUUCUCAAAAAACUUGCGCACGAUUUAUCACUGCACUUUAUGGUGAUUACGGGAAAUUCAUCAAGAAACUUUUUGUGACUGAACUGCUUGGACCAUGGCAGCUUGAAAGGUCCUGUGGAGAUAGACGUGAAGAGAUCAUGCGGAUGGUGAUGAGCACUUCGUGUUCAGAGGAAGAUGGAGAAGCUGAGAAGCGUAGGGAGCUUGUGAAGGAGUCGUUUGAAUUGGCUGUAAAGUUCUGUUUUGGCGAAGUCUUGGCCUCUUGGGUCCUUUGA